Molecule: messenger RNA, 1101 nt
Organism: Mytilinidion resinicola
Lineage: Eukaryota; Fungi; Ascomycota; Dothideomycetes; Mytilinidiales; Mytilinidiaceae
Exons: 3
Coding region: 1-1101 (366 amino acids)
Source: RefSeq, a predicted model, not a curated record
AUGUCUACGUCGCAAACUCCUUUAGCACACCAUCAACACAUCACGCCGCCUUCGAGUCUCGCAGACCCGCCUUUGACGCCUCCGCCGACCGACGAGAAGCCCUUUCCGCAGGCCCACCGAGUUAUCGCACUUUUCAAAGACAUCCGAGCCGGAAAGCACAUCAAGCAACACCCGUGGAUAGAAUUUCAGCUUGCACGAGGAGAGUACGAUGAGAUAGAGCGUCAGCUUCGCCGAGACGAGCCGCUGUCGGGAUAUUUAAAAGACAAGAUACGAUAUGAUUACAGCGGAGAAAGCGAUCGGCUUGUCGUUCGCAUGCCGACCGGAGUACAUGAACUCUUCAUUGACGGAGUUGAGGACGCAAUCCGUAGCCAGCUGAAAGCCAUUCGCAGCGGGUCAGACAGGGCGGCCCGCUUCGCGCAGAAGGUUCGCGCAGCCCGUUCUACUGAGAUCUACUUUCCCGGGGAUGGGUCUCCGACUAACACAAAUUCAAGACAUGAGCCGGAUGCUUCUUUCUGGCAUAAAGAGGCACGAUACCCUGGGGUUAUUAUCGAAGUCGCAUAUUCGCAGAAGAGGAAGAGGUUGGGCCGGCUAGCUGAAGAUUAUCUUCUCGAUUCUAAUUCUAGCGUGCAAGUUGUUGUUGGCCUGAACAUCGAAUAUGGCAAUAAGGAUUCACGGAAGGCAACGUUGUCAGUGUGGCGAACUCAUGUAGUCAGUACUAUUGACGGGAACGAGUUAAGAGUUGUUCAAGAAGUAGCGGAUAAUGCGUUCCGCGACGAUCACGGAACCCCUACUGCUCAUCCAGGCCUACGGCUUCAGCUGAGAGACUUUGCUUAUGAAGAACUUGCACACAACGAGAUUGGAGAUGAAGAUCGAGAACUGGUUGUCUCUACUCGACAACUCUGCGAAUACCUUGGUGCGGCGGAGACUAUGGUAGAACCCUUGGAAUCACUUGGCGAGCAUUCAAUUGCUCCUGGACUCAAAAAGCGUAAAAAAUCGGAGACGCCUCCAGACCAAAUCACUUCUAGUGAUGAAGCGAGGUAUGCUAAGCAAGAGGAGAGAGCAGCGAAGCGCAUAGCGGACAACGAUCCCGAUUAUAAUUAA